Molecule: messenger RNA, 378 nt
Organism: Kluyveromyces lactis
Lineage: Eukaryota; Fungi; Ascomycota; Saccharomycetes; Saccharomycetales; Saccharomycetaceae
Exons: 1
Coding region: 1-378 (125 amino acids)
Source: RefSeq, a predicted model, not a curated record
AUGUCACUGGAAGUUGGUGGACCAACAUUAUUUUGCACUGAACAGUAUGUGCUACCAAUAGAUUCAAGCACUACAUUAGGUGAUGCCAUACGCUGUGGCCGCAGCUGGGGUAGCAGACAUCCGAGUGAUGAUUGGCUCCCUGAGUCGAUGGAUAUAUCUCCACCAAUUUACAAUGCUUCUGCGCCAAAUACAGAUCUUAACAGUACGCACCGGACUUGUGGACCAUAUUUCAUACUUGCAGGGAGCUCUAACAUAACGCUAUUACAAGCUUGGCAAUGUGGUGUACUUGCUGGUAACAGAGCUACGUCCUCGUCGUCCAAUGUGGUAAAGACUCCCCAUUUAUUGUACCUGAUGAUUCUAAUUGCGUAUUUCGUGUGA